This is a messenger RNA of Morus notabilis, 2140 nucleotides long. RefSeq names its product fructokinase-like 2, chloroplastic. Gene Ontology annotation, biological process: plastid transcription; chloroplast organization; etioplast organization. Gene Ontology annotation, cellular component: chloroplast nucleoid. NCBI's taxonomy places the organism in Eukaryota, Viridiplantae, Streptophyta, Magnoliopsida, Rosales, Moraceae. The transcript is spliced from 5 exons. The record is from RefSeq and is a predicted model, not a curated record. Bases 192 to 1901 code for a protein of 569 amino acids.
CGUUCCUCAUCCUUAGUACUAGUAGAGUAGUGUGUCUCCCGCUACACAGUUCCCAAAGUCUUAAACCCAAACCAAAACGGCAAAACCCUCCAUUGUUGUCAAACAAGAAGAUUAGAUUUUACAUUUUCAUUACACCUAAGAAUUUGGACUUUGGAGAGUUAUUGACUCAGCUGAAAUCACUACCUCUAUCUAUGGCGUCUCUCUCUUUCACUCGCUUUCUUUCACUACCCAGGUGCCAAUCGAAUUGGCGGUCGUAUAAUCCGCCGCAGAAGUUUGUUCAACUCGAGGGGUUUAGAUUGCAGAAUAGCAAAUGGGCAAUUGCAGCUAGAAAGAAACUUGCGGUGGAUUCGGCCGGGGAGGCCUCCGAUGGAGAUGAGGUAGUAGUGAAGAAGAAGAAGAAGACGUCAAAGACUUCUAAGAGAACUAGGAAGAAAGCGGUGGUGGAAACGCCAGAGGAGAGUUCUGAUUUGGAGGUAACUAGUGAUGGGGAGAGUGUGGAAACUGCAGUUUCGGCGGCUGGCAAAGAUACGAAGAGAUCUCCGUGGAGGACUCGGAAGAAAGCUUCAUCUGCUGCUACUACUAGCUCGGAUGAAGUGAAGACUGAGAAGAGGGUAAGGGGUAGGAGGAAGACCAAGCAGAAAGAGGCUACUGCCGAAGAUUUGGUCAGUAAGAGUGAAGUGAGUGAGACUGAGGAGCCAACAUAUGCUGCAAAUGCCGAGGAGGAGAGUGAUGAAGAACUGAAAAUAGAUGAGGGAGAGGAUAUUAGCUUCACAUAUGGUUGGCCCCCUCUUGUUUGCUGUUUUGGAGCUGCACAACAUGCUUUUGUACCAUCCGGAAGGCUGGCUAAUAGGCUAGUAGAUUAUGAAAUACAUGAAAGAAUGAAAGAUGCUUUAUGGUCCCCCGAAAAAUUUGUGAGGGCUCCAGGGGGUUCCGCAGGAAGUGUUGCAAUUGCCCUUGCGAGCUUGGGCGGUAAAGUUGCUUUCAUGGGAAAACUUGGGAGUGAUGACUAUGGUGAAGCCAUGCUGUAUUAUAUGAAUGUCAACAGUGUUCGGACCAGAUCAGUUCGCAUUGACAGUAAAAAGGCGACAGCGGUAUCAUAUAUGAAAAUUGGCAAAAGGGGCCGCUUAAAAUUGACAUGUGUCAAACCUUGUGCAGAAGAUUCUUUAUCAAAGUCUGAAAUCAAUAUUGAUGUUCUGAAGGAGGCGAAGAUCUUCUACUUCAGCACGCAUUCUCUUCUUGACCCAAACAUGAGAUCAACUACAUUGCAAGCCAUCAAGAUUUCAAAGAAACUAGGGGGAGUUAUUUUCUAUGACGUAAACCUUCCAUUGCCACUGUGGCUCUCUAGUGAAGAAGCCAAAAGUUUCAUACAACAAGUAUGGAAUCUUGCAGAUAUUAUUGAAGUUACUAAGCAGGAACUUGAAUUUCUCUGCGGAAUCAUGCCCUCGGAAGAAUUUGACACCAAAAAUAAUGACAAGGUAAAAUUUAUCCAUUAUAAACCAGAAGUGGUUGAACCACUUUGGCACGAAAAUCUCAAGGUAUUGUUUGUGACAAAUGGGACCUCUAAGAUACACUACUACACUAGAGAGCACGAUGGGGCUGUUCGUGGGAUGGAAGAUCCCCACCUUACUCCGUUUACUCGCGAUAUGUCAGCGUCUGGAGAUGGAAUCAUUGCAGCACUCCUGAGAAUGUUAACUGUUCAGCCGCAUCUAAUAACUGACAAAGGCUACUUAGAGCACUCAAUCAAGUAUGCAAUUGAUUGUGGGGUCAUAGACCAAUGGGCGCUUGGAAGAGUGCGUGGCUUCCCUCCAAAAGAUGAUAUGGAAGAAGUGGUUCCGGAUGAAAAUGGCAUAAGGUCAAUAACAGAAAAGGAAUACCGCACAAUAGUAGAGCCUGUCAGUUGAUCCUGCUUGUAGCAAUGACAAACAUAAUUUGUGCAUUAUAUUCUCUAUGGAGGCUCCAAAAUUUUCCCCCUUGUAAAGUGAGUUCUUUUUUUAUUUUUUUAUUUUUCCCUCUUUUCUUUUUGACAACUGGGACGUGUACCUUUAGUUGUGAACCGCCAAUUUUGUAUUCCAUUGAUAGAUCACAAUCUCACUAUUCUUUUAGAACUGCUCUGUGCCCUCCACCAAAAGGGAUGUUUCAA